AGCGUUAUGUAACAGCAUCAUCUCAUUGCCAUGAAUGGCGGCAUUUUUGCAGUGAAGGGAAGAUCAAGAAAAAGAAGAAGAAGAAUCUAUCCAAGGUUAAACUUUCGUUUGCAGCAGAGGACGAAGAAGAGGAAGAGGAGAAUGAAGAUAAGGAAGUUAUAAAAAAACCGAAGUUCGGCAAAGAUCCCAACGUCAAUACGAGUUUUCUUCCUGACCGAGAGCGUGAAGAAAUGGAAAGAAUAGAGCGUGAAGAGCUUAGGAAGCAAUGGUUGAAGAGGCAAGAAGAGAUCAAAGAUGAAGACAUAGAAAUUACAUACUCUUAUUGGGAUGGAUCUGGCCAUCGUAAGACGGUUGAGUGCAAGAAGGGGGACACCAUAUCGCGCUUUUUAGACCUUUGUCGACAACAAAUUCAUGAACUCCGUUCUGUUAACGUCGAUAAUCUGCUUUACAUUAAGGAGGAUCUCAUUAUUCCACAUCAUUAUACAUUCUACGAUUUCAUCAUCAACAAAGCAAGAGGAAAAUCUGGUCCAUUGUUCAACUUUGAUGUUCAUGACGAUGUUCGACUUGUACAUGAUGCGACGGUCGAAAAGGAUGAGUCUCACGCCGGUAAAGUGGUAGAACGAUCCUGGUACGAGAAAAACAAGCAUAUUUUCCCAGCCAGUCGAUGGGAAGUAUUUGAUCCUGAGAAGAACUAUGGCAAAUACAAGAUUAAGGAUUCCAAAAAAUCCAAAUAAGAGAAUUUUAUAGUAUAAAAAAGAAAACAUGUAUAUCCUCAAGCAUUUGGGUCUCAACAGUUGUAGAUGUCAUUCAGGUCACAAAUGAAC
Messenger RNA from Umbelopsis ramanniana AG, 824 nucleotides. RefSeq lists its product as uncharacterized. The record is from RefSeq and is a predicted model, not a curated record. Gene Ontology annotation, biological process: chromatin organization. The transcript has 6 exons. Gene Ontology annotation, cellular component: nucleus. The coding region runs from base 231 to 734 and encodes 167 amino acids. Lineage: Eukaryota; Fungi; Mucoromycota; Umbelopsidomycetes; Umbelopsidales; Umbelopsidaceae.